Molecule: messenger RNA, 776 nt
Organism: Apaloderma vittatum (bar-tailed trogon)
Lineage: Eukaryota; Metazoa; Chordata; Aves; Trogoniformes; Trogonidae
Product: MIP18 family protein FAM96A-like
Exons: 6
Source: RefSeq, a predicted model, not a curated record
ACACCCCCAGCGCGGCACAUGAGAUCCAGCAGUGACCUCGGUCGCUACAGGAGCAAGUACCAGCCAGAGCCUGUCUGCGUCCCCAUCCCCGGCAGUGACCAGAAACAUCAGGUCGGAGGCUUCGGGGUGUCCCUCUUGCCCCAGGCGUACCCUUGUGGCAUGGGUGGGGUGCAGACAGACAUGAGCUCCCGCUGGCUGCCUGCUUCCUUCCUGCCUGGAAAUAUAAUCCGUACUAUCCGGGACCCGGAGAAACCGAACACGUUAGAAGAACUGGAAGUGGUAACGGAAAGCUGCGUCGAAGUGCAGGAGAUCGGCGAAGAUGAGUAUCUGGUGGUCAUCAGGUUUACACCAACAGUACCUCAUUGCUCUUUGGCUACUCUCAUUGGCCUUUGUUUAAGAAUAAAACUUCAGAGAUGUUUGCCUUUUAGACAUAAGCUGGAAAUCUACAUAUCGGAAGGUACACAUUCCACUGAAGAGGACAUCAACAAGCAAAUCAAUGACAAAGAGAGAGUAGCAGCUGCGAUGGAGAAUCCAAACUUGCGUGAAAUCGUGGAGCAGUGCGUUACGGAGCCUGAGUAGUAGCUAUAAAUACCCACAGAGUUACCAUUUUGAUACAUUUCUUAAAAUAUCUUUGUUUAAAAAAAGAAGAAAAUAAUAAUCAAGGCCUUGAGUUUAAUACUUGAGUUCUUUUUAUCUUCCACGUGUUUUUCUAAGAGAAAUUGUUUAUAAGAUAGAUUUAAAUUAUGAUGAAUCCGUCUCUAAAGUGAAGUGUAUAG